CCCGUCCUGACCAGCAUCCUUUUGGGCCUUUGCCGUCGCUCCGCGCGGCGAUGUGGGCUCCCUUCCAACGCGCGUGAAGCGCGGUCGUUGAAGGGCUGAUGGAUGUCUUCCUUCUGAUCUUCAUUCUAGCCAUCCUGGGCCUUUCCAUUGUCACCAAUACACGACUGCUGAUUUACUACCAGCAGCCAGAGGAUGCGGGGCUGAACAGCAUCCUUUGCAAGGUGAUCAUCGUGAGUAGUCUCACCUUGGCCUGGAUGCUGAACUUGCUCCUUCCCAUCGACGUCCGCAACUCCAGGCCGACGACUGGCUUCCUAGACAUGCAAGCUUUGUGGUCCGCAGCCUUCAUCACCUUGGCGGUGUUCAUUGUUCUGGUGGUGCCCACGGCGAUGUUCUACUACGAGGUGGAGGGCGAUGAGUUUGUGAAGAGAAAGCGACGCUAUGUGAUGUGCUCCCUCCUGAUGACCCUGAUUUUCUCGGCUGCAAUCCUGGCAAUCAGUUUCCCCUUCCUCUCACAGGCUGCCAUCCCAGUGGUGUCUUACGUUUGCGAGGAGUGGCAGACCGGAGAAGAGACGGGCCGCGCGAACGUGUGUGGAGAUGGCAAGGCGACGGAGAUUGAGGUGCAGGUGGGUUUUCAGAUCUACGUGGUCUCCGUGCUUUGCUUCCUUGGGUGGUUCUUCCUUUCCAUUUUUGGUGGAAUCGGCUUGAGUGCGGCACCACUGGACAUGAUCCUGUCCUUCGUGGAUCGUCCGCGGCCCAUCACGGAAGCCACCUACCGGCAGAGGAAGCGGAUGGUCGGCUUGGCCGCUGGUGUGCUGCUCCAACGCGCGGAGGAGCUGCAGAACCGCGACGACGCGGGGGCGGAGAACGCCAAAGGCAAAAGGCGCUUCAGCUGGAGCAGCUGGCAAGCUGGACGUGAGCAGCGACAGGUCCGCACGGAUUACAACCGCUUCAAGUGCGACGUCUUAUUGCUGGAGGAGGAGUUCGAGAAACUGCAAGUGUCCAAGUACCAAAAGGGGGAAAGCCUCUUGGUGGCGGUGCUCAAGCUUUGCUGUGGCAUCAUCUUUGCGCUUCUCUCACUGGCUUGGAUCCUGCAGAUCAUCAUUUGUGUGCUCGUGCCGCAGAUCACGGGUGAGGCUGGGCCGCCUUUCUUGAACAGCCUCUUCACCGCCUUCGAGCAGUCCGGGCUCUACCCGUUGGGUGUGGCGCUGUAUGCCUGCUUCAACUUCUACAUGCUGAUUUGUGUGGUCAAAGGGUGCACGAAGUUCGGCAUGCGAGUUGCCUUCUUCAUCAGCAUCCAUCCCAUGCGUGCUCAAAACACGCCCUUAAAUAGCAUCCUCUUCAACGUGGAGAUGUUGCUGAUCUCCACUGCGGCCAUGGUGCAGUUCUCGCAGACCACCUUCAGCGACUAUGCACGGCUCACGGAGGCGGAUGUGAUUUUCUCGGCCCAGAUUCAACGCUUGAGAUUCUACAGGUUCUUCUUUGAGAAUCACAUCUUCAUCAUUACGAUGCUCUCUGUGUUUCUCAUUGCCUUCAUCUUCUUCUUGGUGAGGCCUCGAGACCAGGGCAGCAUCACGUUCAGUGCACCGGACCAGAAGUUGGUCUCCCUGGCGGAUGCCGCCAAGGCGGGCGACAAGUGCUGAGGACCGGGGCGACACGCUUCGUGGCGCAGCGUUUUUCGGCCAGUUCGGGAGGCAGGAAAAGGCAGUCAUACGCAGUCAUAGGGAGGUAGCCAAGUCGGGCCGGAUCACAUUCUGAUGGGUCAUCCAUCUUGUGGGUGUUUGUUUUGCAGGAAAGCCCCUCAUGUUCUGUGGAGGAU
Messenger RNA from Durusdinium trenchii, 1816 nucleotides. NCBI's taxonomy places the organism in Eukaryota, Dinophyceae, Suessiales, Symbiodiniaceae. The record is from the annotation of a GenBank genome assembly.